AUGGAGACACUACUGGCACAGUUAAUUCUUGAAGAAGAUGAAGUUCCAAGCACUUUAGUAUUCGCGCUAGGUAGCGUUGCGCGAGAAUAUUUUGAAAAAGAGCUUAUAAGCUCACUAGGGACCAUGUCUAGCGUUAGGGCUAUGUUGAAUUCACGGGAUCAUAUAAAUGUUCUGUUUUUGAAUAAAUUGCAGUAUUUGUACAUGUAUUUGACGAAGUUCGAGGUUGAAGAAGGAGAGGGAAGAGUCACUUUCAAGAAUUUAGUCAUCUAUGGGCUGGACGAUUCGCUAGGUCUUAAAGAUGAGCACUUAUCAGUGGAGCAAACCAGACUUGCGAACCUCAUAUAUAAUGUCGCCUUCAAGGUUAAAGCUAGAUAUCAGGUGGAGGUCCAAUUUAUACCGUGUCGAGCUGGACCAUGCGACGAUCUUAACAGGCUUGAGCAGUACUGGCGGGAGAUUUGCUGA
Messenger RNA from Lachancea nothofagi CBS 11611, 462 nucleotides. Lineage: Eukaryota; Fungi; Ascomycota; Saccharomycetes; Saccharomycetales; Saccharomycetaceae. The record is from the annotation of a GenBank genome assembly.